AUGUCUAGGCCUUUAGGUCCUGUUCUGUCUUUCUCUUCUGCAGUUCUUGCUCCAGCUCUGGCUGGAAAUGCCAAUCUGGUGAUUCUCCCAGGCCUCUUAUUCUAUACUGAGGCACAAGCUUUGUCUGCCUGUGAAAGAAUAUGGUGUUGUGAGCCUAUUCAAAAAUCUGUGCUUAUUGCUGGUUUGGAUAAUUCAAACCAGUUAGCUGUCUGCACCCAGCUUUAUGAAAGUAUUCUUGUAACUAGAGCUGGAGCCCAGCUGCUACUAGAACAGAAGUGCUUUGUCUGGAACAAAGCUCAGUAA
Molecule: messenger RNA, 303 nt
Organism: Coccidioides immitis RS
Lineage: Eukaryota; Fungi; Ascomycota; Eurotiomycetes; Onygenales; Onygenaceae
Exons: 3
Coding region: 1-303 (100 amino acids)
Source: RefSeq, a predicted model, not a curated record